AUGGCGGCGUGGACGCAAGAAGAGUGGGAGAUGAUGACAGAGGAGGAGAGAAAUGAGCCAAUUCCAAUGUUCCGCGUUCGGCAAAACAUGACAGGCCCGGUCUAUCGAGGCCAGUGGCUAUACCCAUCAACGAUCGCCCGUCUCGAGAUUGACCCGAAAGACGCGGAGAAGGCAAGACGGCGAUUGAGAAACAAUCGGUUCAUCGCCAGAGUUCAGCUUCUGACGGUCCCGGACGAGAUUGAUGGGACCGACGUCUUUCUCGCUGGGGACAAGGCUGCUCGGCCGACUCUGGGUCAGCAUCCGAUACCGCUGGAAGACGGCCAGCCUGCCCUAUACUUAGACUUUGAGUUUGCGCACCUGAUGGUGAACCGGACAGGGACCUUCAAGUUGCGAAUCAAUCUCUUCCGCGCUUCGAGUAACCACCAGAGCGAGAAGUUUGUCGCCUGGGCUGAUGGGAGGACCUUCACCUGCUGGCCCUUGGUAGAGUGA
Molecule: messenger RNA, 489 nt
Organism: Thermothielavioides terrestris NRRL 8126
Lineage: Eukaryota; Fungi; Ascomycota; Sordariomycetes; Sordariales; Chaetomiaceae
Exons: 1
Coding region: 1-489 (162 amino acids)
Source: RefSeq, a predicted model, not a curated record